Messenger RNA from Notothenia coriiceps (black rockcod), 1943 nucleotides. RefSeq names its product protein tyrosine phosphatase non-receptor type 11b (gene ptpn11b). Lineage: Eukaryota; Metazoa; Chordata; Actinopteri; Perciformes; Nototheniidae. The transcript has 15 exons. The coding region runs from base 85 to 1872 and encodes 595 amino acids. Gene Ontology annotation, molecular function: non-membrane spanning protein tyrosine phosphatase activity; receptor tyrosine kinase binding; cell adhesion molecule binding. The record is from RefSeq and is a predicted model, not a curated record. Gene Ontology annotation, biological process: protein dephosphorylation; positive regulation of ERK1 and ERK2 cascade. Gene Ontology annotation, cellular component: cytoplasm.
UUCCACAGCUCUCACUCUUCACAGCGACUCGGCAGAGGCUAAAGGGAAACGUUUGUGGACACUUGACAGCUUCCAGAGACUGCUAUGACAUCUCGCAGGUGGUUCCACCCCAACAUCACCGGAAUUGAGGCAGAGCAGCUCCUGUUGACCCGUGGCGUCCACGGCAGUUUCCUGGCCCGGCCCAGCAAGAGCAACCCGGGGGAUUUCACCCUCUCUGUCAGGCGCAACGAUGAGGUGACCCACAUUAAGAUCCAGAACCAGGGUGACUACUACGACCUGUACGGAGGCGAGAAGUUUGCCACGCUGGCCGAGCUGGUGCAGUAUUACACAGAGCAACAGGACCUCUUGCGCGAGAGGAACGGCCAUGUCAUCGAGCUCAAGUACCCACUCAACUGCAAGGACCCCACCUCUGAGAGGUGGUACCAUGGGCACCUCUCUGGGCGAGAUGCAGAGAAGCUGCUCACAGACAAAGGCAAAGCCGGGAGCUUCCUGGUACGGGAGAGCCAGAGUAAACCGGGCGACUUCGUCCUCUCGGUUCUCACCAACGAGGAGAAACACGAGAACCUGGACCGCAAGACCAAGGUCACCCACGUUAUGAUUCGCUACCAGCAGGACGGUAAAUACGACGUGGGAGGCGGCGAGAGGUUCGACACCCUGGCUGACCUGGUGGAUCACUACAAGAAGAACCCCAUGGUGGAGAAAAGUGGCAUUGUAGUGCAUCUAAAACAGCCCUUUAACGCCACGAGGAUAAAUGCAGCCAACAUUGAGAACAGGGUACGAGAGCUCAACAAAGUGGCAGACAACUCUGAGAAACCCAAACAAGGAUUCUGGGAAGAAUUUGAGGUACUUCAGCAGCAGGAGUGCAAACUGCUGUAUCCCCGGAAAGAAGGCCAGAAGCCAGAAAACAAGAGUAAAAACAGAUACAAGAAUAUCCUCCCUUUCGACACAACUCGGGUGGAACUCAGGGAAGCAGAUCCAGAUUGUCCUGGUUCGGACUACAUCAAUGCCAACUACAUCAGAAGUGUGUAUGAAGAUGGGAGCCAUGUGGAUGAGGGCAAAGUCUUCAUCGCCACCCAAGGGUGCUUACAGAACACGGCCGUGGACCUCUGGAAGAUGUUGUAUCAGGAGAACACACACGUCAUCGUCAUGACCACGAAGGAGAUAGAGCGGGGGCGGAACAAAUGUGUCCGUUACUGGCCCGACCUCCACUGCACUAAGGAGUUUGGGAAGAUUCUGGUGAGGAACGUGGACGAGCGGCCGGCGCAGGACUACAUCCUGAGGAAGCUGGAGGUGACCCGCCUCGACCGGAAGGAGCCUCUGAGGUACAUGUGGCACUACCAGUACCUGAGCUGGCCGGACCACGGCGUGCCCAACGAGCCCGGCGGGGUCCUCUGGUUCCUGGAGGAGGUCAACCGCACCCAGAGCACCAUUCCAGACACCGGACCCAUCGUCGUCCACUGCAGUGCAGGCAUCGGCAGGACAGGCACCAUUAUCGUUGUGGACAUCCUUAUUGACAUUAUUAAUCGCCAAGGUCUAGAUUGUGACAUCGACAUCCCUAAGACCAUCCAGAGGGUCCGGCAGCAGAGGUCGGGCAUGGUGCAGACAGAAGCCCAGUAUAAGUUCAUCUACAUGGCUGUGCAGCAGUACAUAGAGACGGCCCAGAAAAGACUGGAGGAAGAGCAGAGGAAUAAGCUGAAGGAGAGGGAAUAUUCCAACAUCAAAUAUCCCCAGAUGACCAACUCUAGGUCCAAAUCCAACAUGACAUCCUCGCGCUCUUCUUCUGUGAUGACAAAUGAUGAUGCGUCGAGUGUGUACGAGAACAUCAACUUUAAGAGCCCUCAGACCUCUUUUAGCAGCAACACCAGGAGGUAAAACCAUCGCUGUGGACAUCCGCAUCGCUCUGUCUGCCUUCCUGUGAGUACUGCUAAAUAUAUUCAGCCUCU